AUGAGCUCUCACAGCAGCAGCCAGCGUCCUCGGUACCGGUCGCUUGAUGGCGACUACAGUGAUGAUGAUGAGUUCAUGGUCGGUCCACCCAUGACUGGAAUAACGGUGCCGCCUCAUCUCAAGAUCAUCCACAUCCCUCCGAACAACGAUGACGCUCACACUCCAAAGGGUUUGCCGAAGCCGGGGUGCGGAACUUCGAUGGCAAUCGCCGCGACUCAGCUCGCCACCUGGAUCUCCACGCCGGUGUUCGUUGUCUAG
Molecule: messenger RNA, 258 nt
Organism: Colletotrichum karsti
Lineage: Eukaryota; Fungi; Ascomycota; Sordariomycetes; Glomerellales; Glomerellaceae
Exons: 2
Coding region: 1-258 (85 amino acids)
Source: RefSeq, a predicted model, not a curated record